This is a messenger RNA of Microthlaspi erraticum, 687 nucleotides long. The record is from the annotation of a GenBank genome assembly. NCBI's taxonomy places the organism in Eukaryota, Viridiplantae, Streptophyta, Magnoliopsida, Brassicales, Brassicaceae.
AUGCAGAGCGGAGGUUAUGCCGUGUAUAGGCAAGGGCUUGUGGAAGUUUUACAAAUAUACAACAAGGUUGAGAGGAAAACAUCUAUGAAUCCAUGUCCUACGAUUAUGCGAUUUAGUAGAGACUAUAGUAAACAAAUGAGUCCACAAGGUAUCAAGUUAUCAAAUCCGGUUAAUGCUGGGAAAUACUUUUGCAAUGGUUCCAACAACUCCAAGAUGCAACCUUCUCCUCCAAACUCAUGGUUUAGUUGGCCCUCUUGGGGAAGAUGGGUCAUAGGUUCUGUGAUUUCCUUAAUGUUAUCCUUUUGGAACAAUGAAAGGAUUCAGAAACUGAAACGGAUCGAAGGAGAGGCGGAGUUGGCUGUAGAAGGGGUAGAAGCUGUAGCAGAAAUGGUGGAGAAAGUGGCGACAGCGACUGACGAAAUGGCUGAAGAGAUGGCAGAGAAACUGCCUGAGAAGAGUAAGCUUAAACAAGUGGCUUUGGUUCUGGAACACAUUUCGGAGGUUGCUGCUCAUGAAGCACAUAUAACCAAAGAUUUUCUUCACAAGGUGGAAAAAGUCACGCAAGAUUUGGAUGACUUGGAGGCAAUGAUAGAGCCUUUAGUGGACAAAAUUGUGGCAAAUGCUGAAAAAAAGCAACAACAAGAUGAAGGAAAAGAAGCAAACUCUGAGUCGCCUUCACGCCACUAA